Molecule: messenger RNA, 693 nt
Organism: Staurois parvus
Lineage: Eukaryota; Metazoa; Chordata; Amphibia; Anura; Ranidae
Source: the annotation of a GenBank genome assembly
UACUUUGACAUGAAGAAGAACCAGUGUAAAGAAGCAUUAGAUAUCUAUAAGAAAUUUCUAGCCCGCAUGACCAAACUGUCAGAAUUCCUUAAAGUCGCAGAGGCACCCAGCAGUUUGCUGGAGGCACUUGAACAGCACUUGGCAUCCCUUGAAGGUAAAAAGACAAAGGAACUGUCAGCUGCUAGCAGGGCCAGCACAUUGUCCAGUGCAGUAUCGUCUCUAGCUUCCACUGGUUUGUCAUUUUCUAAAAUGGAUGAAAAAGAAAAGCAACAGGCUCUGGAAGAGGAGCAGGCCAGAUUACAAGCACUUAAGGAGCAACGACUAAGAGAAAUUUCUGUGUCAAAUUCUACUUCUACAUCAGCCUCACCUAGCACUUUAUCUGGGAAAAGUGUCAAUAACACAGCUGUUGAUUUGUUCACAACACCUGCACCUACAACAAACAGCAUGCCCAACCUUAGCAGUGAUCUGUUCGACCUGCAGCCAGCAUUCGUGCCGACUGUACAGAGUACACCUGCCAUUGCAACUUCUGUAAAUAGCACAUGGGGAGGGCCCUUCUCUUCAUCUAAUGGUGUUAGCUCACCUCCACACUUGGACAUCUUUGACAUGCAGCCAGUUGAAGAGGUUGUAAAGUCAACACCUCAGUUUAAUGCUUCCACCUUUGCUUCUAAGCCAUCAGUGGGAAAUAUAAGUGGU